GGGUGUGGACAUGUUUUUAUUUCAUUUCUCUUUCAUUUUUUUUUUUUUUCUGAAGUUCGCUUGGUUCAUCCUAUCACACCAGCAGAAUUUGUGGAUCUUCAGACUGUGAGACUGCACCCUGCUCCCAUAAUAGCACUUUUAUAUACAGUUAAUUGAUUGGGUUAAGUAUGGUGUCACGUGUGUUCAGUGGGUGGAGCGAUUGUGUCCAAUCAGCGCUUGAGUUUAGGUUGUUGACAAGAAGAUCUGACCGCAGAGUGGUGUAUGAUCAAAACACUCAACAGGUCCCGCCUCUUCCCGGAAGCUAACGGUCAUCUGACUUGUCUCAUUUUUUUUCUGUUUCCUUGUUAGCCAGCGUCAGUACUAGCCAACAAAACAACCGUCCCACUUUCUUUCCCUCUUCUAUUUCGUCUUCAUAUCUCUUUCUUCACUCUCUCCAGGAGUUAAAACAACUCCUCGUCCCCCUCCGUUACCAUGGACGAGACGAGUCCGCUUGUCUCUCCGCUCCGUGACUCCGGUGAGUUCAGCUACUGUCCCACAGAGCCCACCAGCCCCCGGGGCGCGUUUGGAAGCACACCGGGCUCGGUGGUGCGUAUCUCGGCAGGCAGUCCGGGGCGCAGCCGGGAGAGACAGCCGUUGUUGGACCGGGACCGUGGAAACUCGCCGCGGGAGCCCCACAGGAACGAGUUUCCGGAGGAUCCCGAGUUCAGAGAGAUCAUCCGAAAGGCCGAGCGAGCCAUAGAGGAGGGGAUCUACCCGGAGAGGAUCUACCAAGGAUCCAGUGGAAGCUAUUUCGUCAAAGACUCACAGGGGAAAAUCAUUGGUGUGUUCAAACCUAAGAAUGAAGAGCCCUAUGGCCAGCUAAACCCCAAGUGGACCAAGUGGCUCCAGAAGCUGUGUUGUCCCUGCUGCUUUGGCCGCGACUGUUUGGUCCUGAACCAGGGUUACCUCUCGGAGGCUGGGGCCAGCCUGGUUGAUCAGAAACUGGAGCUCAACAUCGUUCCCAGGACCAAGGUGGUGUACCUGGCAAGUGAAACCUUCAACUACAGUGCCAUAGACAGAGUGAAGUCUAGAGGAAAGAGGUUAGCCCUGGAGAAGGUUCCUAAAGUGGGCCAGCGCUUCCACAGGAUUGGACUACCGCCAAAGGUCGGUUCCUUCCAGCUCUUUGUUGAUGGAUACAAGGAUGCAGAUUUCUGGCUGCGGAGGUUUGAAGCAGAGCCUUUGCCUGAAAACACCAACCGUCAGCUCCAACUGCAGUUUGAGCGGCUUGUAGUCCUCGAUUACAUCAUCAGGAACACAGACAGGGGAAAUGACAACUGGUUGCUGAAGUAUGACUGUCCCAUGGACACGGUUGGGAAUAGGGACACAGACUGGGUGGUAGUAAAGGACCCCAUCAUCAAGCUGGCAGCUAUAGACAACGGCCUCGCCUUCCCCCUCAAACACCCUGACUCAUGGAGAGCAUACCCGUUCUACUGGGCGUGGCUUUCCCAAGCCAAAGUACCUUUCUCCCAGGAGAUAAGAGAGCUGGUCCUGCCCAAACUCUCCGACCCAAAUUUCAUCAAAGACCUCGAAGAGGACCUAUAUGAAUUAUUCAAGAAAGACCCUGGUUUCGACAGAGGACAGUUUCACAAACAAGUAGCUGUAAUGAGGGGACAGAUCCUGAACCUGUGCCAAGCCCUAAAGGAUGGUAAGACGCCCCUUCAGUUGGUCCAGAUGCCCCCAGUAAUCGUCGAAACAGCCAGAGCACCUCAGAGAGCCAACAGUGAGUCCUACACACAGAGUUUCCAGAGCAGACGACCCUUCUUCACUUGGUGGUAGAGAAGACACAGCGAAGAGGACGAGGAGGAACAGCAGGAAGCCCGAGCGAGGAAAGGAGUGUGCGGAGUGUCGAUGUGCAGAUGGAAGACGGGGGAAGAAUCUGAGCGCACCAGUGUCGGUCCUGUAAUUGGAAAUGAUCAUCACCCUCCCCUCCUCUCCUUAAGGAUAUUUUCAUUACAAAGAGUGAGUGAGUGGGUGGAGAGAUGAGGCCAAAAGGGGAAGAAUUUCAUAACACGGCUUCCCCUAACUGCCUCCGUGCCUUGUGUGGAUGUCAGUGCAGAAUUAACACCUAAAUGAUGAGGUUCUGAAACUUCCUGAGAGAGAGAGAGGGAGAGAGAGAGAGGGAGCGAGAGACUUCAGCGAGACUUUUCUUUUUGACUGCUGGGUGCACGUUAUGUUGGCUCACACACAUGCGUGCCAGUCAAAAGCCUCUCAUAUUUUGUUUUUGGAGGUGCUGCAUUCCAUGUUUUUUUUUUCUUUUCUUUUCUUUUGUUCAUACCUUUCUGCCUUUUUCAAACUCACCCGUAUAAUCACUCCCAUGCAGUCAGAAGCCCUGGGCGGGUAAAAGAAGUGGUGCCACAGUGAAGAUAAGCAUUUCAUUUUUUCACAAAAAACGAGAAGUGUUAAAGAAAAAGGGCACUCAGUGGUUUGUAUGUCUUUACACAAUAAACACAAGCCAUGUGAACUGGUUUCACAGUUAGUCACUGCUCCUCUUAACUGUUUAGAUAAGCAUCUGCAAGUCAUCUGGUGUGAUGUUGGAAAGCAGAGGCACUUUUGGUUAGAGAAACAACUGUUUUCUUAAGCUUGUGACCGGCUCAUCUGUUUUUUCUUCUUUCACUGGUAAGAUAAAUAUAGGUGAUGAGGACAAAAUGAUCCUAUCUGCGAGCAGGGGUCGGGCACAUCCAGUCCACAAGCUCCUGCUUGUCUCGGCCAUGUUGAUUUCUGCUAAUUUCCUGGCUCAAGGGGGAAAACCUGAGUAAACAACAAAGUAACUUCCUGCUGUACUGAACUGACAUGAAAUGUAUUGUGACAAUGCACUGUAUAAUUUGUAUGUAAUAUUUAAUGAUAGAUUAUAAUUAAAACAGAUCCAUUAAUACAGA
Molecule: messenger RNA, 2915 nt
Organism: Acanthopagrus latus (yellowfin seabream)
Lineage: Eukaryota; Metazoa; Chordata; Actinopteri; Spariformes; Sparidae
Gene: pi4k2a
Product: phosphatidylinositol 4-kinase type 2 alpha
Exons: 9
Coding region: 472-1815 (447 amino acids)
Biological process (GO): Golgi organization; phosphatidylinositol phosphate biosynthetic process; endosome organization
Cellular component (GO): plasma membrane; lysosomal membrane; endosome
Molecular function (GO): 1-phosphatidylinositol 4-kinase activity
Source: RefSeq, a predicted model, not a curated record